AUGCCUGCCGCGAAGCUGCUAUCUUCUAACAAAACAGUCCAGAUACUGGCUGAUGCUGAAAAGGGAGGCUAUGGAGUCAUUGCCGCCAUCGCAUACAACAUCGAGCAAAUCCUUGCUCUAGUCAAAGCCGCCGAGAACACACGAUCCCCUUUGAUCCUCCAAUUCUUCCCCUGGGCAAUAGCCUUCAGUAAUGGCCUCCUCGUACAGACCGCUGCAAUCGCGGCGAGAGGAGCGUCAGUACCCAUAUCGAUCCAUCUGGACCACUGCCAGGACGAGAAGAUGGUCCGGCACGCCGCAGACAACCUUCCCUUCGACUCUAUAAUGGUCGAUAUGUCACAUCACGAGAAAGCAGAGAACUUGGCCUUGACUAAGGAGCUCGUCUCGUAUUGCCACGAGCGAGGAAUCUCGACAGAGGCAGAGCCGGGUCGCAUCGAAGGUGGGGAGGACGGAAUUGCUGACACAGCCGAUUUGAGCGGGUUGCUCACUACUCCAGACGAAGUGGAGGAGUUCAUAGAUACUGGUGUCGAUUUCCUGGCCCCAGCUUUUGGUAACGUUCACGGAGAAUACGGCAAGCGAGGCCCGCAGCUGGAAUUCGACCGAUUAGAUUCGAUAUACGAAUACUGCAAGAAGCGAGACGUUCGAGUAGUCUUGCACGGAACGAACGACUUCCCAGAAGACAUCAUGACGAAAUGCAUCAAAGGGGGCGUGUCGAAAAUUAACGUUAACAAGCUGGUCUUGGACGAUUAUAACGAGUAUUUGAAGGCUGCUGCUGCUACAACACCAAUUACGAAGCUCAUGGAAGAAGGUGUGGAGAAGGUUGUGAAGUUGACUGAGUUGUGGAUGCAUAGAUGUGGUAGCGCUGGUAGAGCAUGA
Zasmidium cellare ATCC 36951 is the source of this 873-nucleotide messenger RNA. RefSeq lists its product as uncharacterized. The transcript has 2 exons. Gene Ontology annotation, biological process: carbohydrate metabolic process. NCBI's taxonomy places the organism in Eukaryota, Fungi, Ascomycota, Dothideomycetes, Mycosphaerellales, Mycosphaerellaceae. The coding region runs from base 1 to 873 and encodes 290 amino acids. The record is from RefSeq and is a predicted model, not a curated record. Gene Ontology annotation, molecular function: aldehyde-lyase activity; zinc ion binding.